AUGGUAGCAGUCAGACAAGAACUUCAGGAGAAAGGUCCAAGAAGAACAGAAAAGGAUUUUGGCCAGGUGUUACUAACUCUGGUGGUUUUAAAUCUAAGUCUAGGAGUUCUAGGUCUAGUUAGGGAUCAGGCCAUAGUCAGAGUUCUGUACAGCAAUUCAUGGGGAGUGAUUCUCAUGUUCAGGGAUGUUUCAUCCAGACGAGUGUCUAAGAGGAGCUGGAGUUUGUUAUUAGUGUGGUCAAAUGGGACACAUAAGGAAAGAUUGUCCAGCCUGAUCUCAACAGAUUGGAGCAUCUCAGAUAGUAUUUUCUCAGCUAGGAUCAUUACGCCAGACAGAACCGAGAUCAGAGAGCUACAUCAGCAAGGUCGACGAGGGGUGGAUAACCUAAUAUUGCUAGGGACAGUACUUCUAGACAAGGAUCCCAGGCAGAUCACUAAGCUGGAAAUUGACGAUAUAUCAGUUGUGCGAGAUUUUCCUGAUGUCUUUCUAGAACACAUUCGGAGAUUACCCCCAGAUAGGGAGAUUGAGUUCUCUAUUGAUUUGAUCUCCGAGACACCACCUAUUUUACGGGGAGCACCUGUAUUAUUUGUGAAGAAGAAAGAUGGCACAAUGAGAUUAUGUAUUGACUAUAGCCAGUUGAAUAAGUUGAAUAAGGUAACUAUUCGUAAUAAGUACCCUCUACCCCGUAUUGACGAUUUAUUUGAUCAACUUCGAGGUGCUUCAUUAUUUUUGAACAUUGAUUUGCGUUCAAGGUAUCAUCAGCUCAGAAUUAGAAGUGUUGAUGUACCAAAUACUACUUUCAGAUCUCGAUAUGGCCAUUAUGAAUUUUCGGUGAUGCCGUUUGGAUUAACUAAUGCCCCGAUUACAUUUAUGGACUUGAUGAAUAGAAUGCUUCACCUAUAUCUGGAUAAAUUUGUUAUUGUCUUUAUUGAUGAUAUAUUGGUCUAUUCUCGCAGUCGUGAUGGGCAUGCUGUGCACUUGAGGAUUAUUUUGCAGACUUUACGAGAUAAGCAGUUGUAUGCUAAGUUCAGCAAAUGUGAAUUUUGGCUGGAUAAAGUUGUGUUUCUAGGUCAUGUUAUCUUUGUUGAAGGUAUAUAUGUAGAUCCUAUAAAAAUAGAGGCAAUGAUGAAAUGGGAAAGCCCUACUAAUGUGACAGAGAUAAGGAUAGCAGGUUAUUACCAUCAAUUUAUAGAGGGAUUCUCCAAAAUUGCCCUUCCCUUGACCAGUUUUACUCGAAAGGACUCUAAAUUCGUGUGGACUGAGCAAUGCUAG
This is a messenger RNA of Fraxinus pennsylvanica, 1272 nucleotides long. The record is from the annotation of a GenBank genome assembly. Lineage: Eukaryota; Viridiplantae; Streptophyta; Magnoliopsida; Lamiales; Oleaceae.